Molecule: messenger RNA, 1340 nt
Organism: Aspergillus piperis CBS 112811
Lineage: Eukaryota; Fungi; Ascomycota; Eurotiomycetes; Eurotiales; Aspergillaceae
Product: oxidase ustYa family protein
Exons: 4
Coding region: 144-1250 (368 amino acids)
Biological process (GO): mycotoxin biosynthetic process
Source: RefSeq, a predicted model, not a curated record
GUACAAGCUCCUCCGCUCGUCCCAUGCCUUCACGUUGACCCUGCGGGGAAAUCGCUGUUUCACAAUUACUCUAUCUAUGGAAACAGACAAUGAUGUGUUUAUCAACACACCGACUUGGAAUCCUUCCAACUUCCCGUUUGAAGAUGAUCACUCAAUCCCCUCAACCUCAUUUCUAUCUAUGCCCCCAACAAACCGUCCACCCUACAUCCCUAAGGAAAAUGUCCCUAGCAAGGCUCAGCACAAUGUACAUGGCUCUCAAAAGAGACCGAACCGACAGCACCUCGUCCUCCUCCGAGAGACUACCAUUAUCAGACAGUUCAGAAGACUAUCGCGACGAGUCCUUCAACAAACCGCUCUUCGAGGAAUGCCCCCACUACAUGAACCAUCAACGCCAACCCCCCUUUCAAUGGAGCAGUUUAUGCUUCCACCUCAUCCUAGCCCUUAUCUACGGCGCAGCAUUCCUAGCAGCAACGUACCGAUCCGCAGGCAAUAUCAACCACCAAGACAGUAAACCUGCACAUCUUAUCGCAUCCCCACUAUGGGAAGCCAUAGAACUCGAGCGCAAAACCAUCAACGCCUCAAUCGCGAGCGAGAAUCCAUUCAAGGGUGCUCCAUCGGACGAACUAGACCACGCAUGGCACCAGCUAUUCAUCAACUCCAAUGUCCGAGUUACGGCAGAAGACCUAGCGAAGAUAAAUCGCACGUCCGUCCCAAUAAACGAUGAGAAGGGAGGAUAUUAUGCCAUUCCGGAUGUAUAUCACCAGCUGCAUUGCCUGGUAAGACGACCCUUCCCUACCUACCACUUUUAUUCUAUACAUAGCACAGCUGAUCAUAGUAAUAAUAAAAAUAAUAACUACCAGAAAUUUCUCCGCCAAGUAGUCUACCACAGCUACUACCACGUCGGGAAACCUACUACCCCACUUCAUAUUGAACACUGCAUCGACAACCUCCGCCAAAACAUCAUGUGCAAAGCCGACGUCUCUCUCCUAACCUUCACAUGGGACCCGACAGAUCGCGCCCCGAAACCCAACUUCGUCAUCGAGCACGAAUGCGCUAAUUGGGACAAGGUGGAUAAAUGGGCCGAGGAACAUCGAUUCGAUAUCUUUGAUGAAACUACCCUGGUUCAUCCCACUCUGGGCCCUUCGUUUCCCGAGGAGGAGUAUAAGGCUACGGGGAGGAUUCCGGGACAUCCGGAUUUUCAUCCAAAUGGGUUUCAUGGGGAUCAUGGGGGUCAUAGUAAUGGGGUAUGAUGGGGAAAGGGGGGAUGUGCAGUCUUAUAUAGUCAGAGAUAUACUGUGCAUGGCACAUUAUUCAAUUAUUAUUUUGGGUAUAUACAUCUA